AUCCUGGGUUUGGACAGGAUAUAAUGCCCAUUUAAAAUAUUUCCAUUAUGUUACAUUACAUAAUUCUCAAUAAAUUUAAUAGAUUUGUAGUGUUGUAAUUAGUUUAAAACUAUGACUCCUAGUCUGGUCUUUGUACCUUUGCUGAAUUUAUUUUAACCUUAUCAAUCAGUUGCUCCUAUUAAUACUUCGACAGUCAAUUGUUUUAUUAAUAAAAUGAUAAAAACCUGAACCCAAUAUUCGUCAAAAUUAACUAUUUUUCAUCCUUUUUUGUUUUAUCUGAACCAUUCAACAAGAGUUCAGGGGCAAACUAUUUCGUUCUAUUAAUUCUAAAUAAACUGCCUAUUAUAAACCAUAUCAAACUUCCUAUAAUAUCCUAAAUAUACUUUGCAGCAGAAAUGUCUGGAAAUGUGCCAACAGUUUCUUUUAUAUCAGCCUGGACCAAGUUUACUACGACUCAUAGUGAUGAACUUAUUGUGGAACUUUCCAGAUCAAUUAACGAAAUUAUCGCAGCAUUUGAUGUGAAAGUAGAUUACUCACCUUUGUACGAACCACUAUGUGAACUUAUAACUGACAAUUCCAUCUCUAGUCUUCUUCUGUCACAAGCUUUGUCGUUACUCAAUAAACUUGUGGAAGAGAAAGAGAGACGACAGGAGUUAAUAGCUCUGAUACUACCUGCCCUGUCUUACCAAAUCCUUCACAGAUACAGACAACUACCAUCUGAUUCAUUAAUUAAACUGUGCCUGGAAAGUUUGAGAAGUUGUUCCCAAGAUGCCAGAAUUACUUUUGUAUCACAGAAUACAAAUCAGCUGACUCACCUACUCGUCAAAAUGAUACUCAGGAAAGAUGUGAGAUUACUAGAUGAUGCGUUGGCAGUUCUAGCGAGUCUCUGCCGGAACAAUCUCCUCAUACAAGGCUCUGUUAAAUCCAUGGAGAACAUCAGAUCGCUGUACAGCAGACUAAUGGGCUUAUUAGGGGAUGAUAAUAUGAGCGUUAUUGUUCAUUCUCUCUCGCUUAUUACCGCUCUAUGUCUGAACGAGGAUCUUGGGAACAAGCUGUUUGUGGGUAAUGUUGACGGAACCUACACACUGGUAAUGAACAUGCUGAACUCUGGCGACCAGGACACCAAGUUGUAUUGCCUCAAUCUCCUCAUCGACUUCACCAAAUCUGAAACUAUGCUCUCCGCUUUUGUAAAUUGUCAACAAAAUCUUCUGGCGGAUUUGACACAGAACGACCUACUUGAUGGUGUGCCCUGUAUCCGAGAUAAGGUCUGUGAACUGUUACUACACCUCACAACCAAAGACUCAGAUCUUUACACUAGAAUAAUGAAACUAUUCACUGACGAUAUCACGCGGUGUUUGAUAGAUCAGCUUGGUAACGAGGGUAACAGUACUGCGUUGUUAGGGUUACUACACGUGUUACUGCCUGAUCUUUGUGAGAACUCACAAGAUAACAGAGAUAUCCUCGUAAGGAAGCUCACAUCAAACCUCGAGAAUAUCCCACUCCACUGGCGGAGCAAGCAAGGUUACAACACAGUUACACUCUCCUGUCAAUGUCUCAGAGUAAUGCAUCAAGACACACUCUCCCAGUCUGCUAUCUCCUCAUCCCUCCUCUCUCUUCCUGAAUCAGUGUGUUCCUGGUUAGAGAGUGCUCCCAAUCCGUAUGACAAGGAGUCCGGUCCUCUUUAUGGGACUGAUUCGUGCAGAGCGCUGUUGGAGAUGUUAUCUCUGUGUGUAGAAAUAGGACUGCAUGACUACCACACUGUUCUUACUCAACCUAAUCUCCCUUCUUUUAUCGGUAAAGCGAUGCUGAGCGACGACUCAUCACUGAUCAUCAUGGCUUUGAAAAUAAACGCUAUAUGCUUUGAGAAGUCUGGGACCUUCGCUCCCAUGGUAGGUAACAUAAUGGCUCACCACUGCACUAUGGUUAGCUGUGGCUCUGAUACAGCUACUCAAGAACUUCUGGAACUGAAGCGCAAAUAUUUGGAAUUACAGAAGUCGUCUUGUCAGCUAGAAGAAGACCGCUGCCCCUCACCUCCUAUCCCUCUUAACUCACAAGUAUCAGAACUCAUUAACCAGAUGAGGGAUGGACUGCACAUUAAAGAUAUCAGAUCUUCCCAGCUCAUAGAGAUAUUUCAAGAGAAGAUGGCGAUAAUGGCGACCAAGGAAGACCAGUUGAAUGAUCUUGUUGAAGCUAAAACGAUGGCUCUUCAGCAAAGUGACCGACUAUUUACACAGUUUAGACAAAGGGUAGCGCAAGCAGAGAGGGAGUGUGAGAAGUACAGAGCAAUGUUACAGGAGUCUGAAUUGGAGGGUGACUCAAGGAGAGAGGAGAUGUGCAAAUUACUGAAUGAGAAAAACGAGCUUCUUUCCGAGGUUGAGAUAUUGAGAGUUGAGUUAACUGAAAGUACAAAGUAUCAAGAGAAGUACGCAAUAACCUGCGAUCAACUGAACGUGCUCAAGGAUAAAUACACUGUAGCUGCAUCCCUUAAUAGUGACUUGACAGAUAAACUAGAAGGGUUGAAAGAAGAAGUGGAUAUAUUACGCGUACACAACGAAACUCUGAAGAGCCAACAUGAAAGUGAUGUGACACAAGUGCAAGUUUUACAAAAAGAGAAACAGAAAGUGGUAACGAAGCUGGAGGAGAAGGAUAACCUAUACUUAAAGACAAAACAAUCGCUACGACAAUCAGAGGAGAAAAACAGGAAGAAAGAUAAAGAGAAGAUUGAUUUGGACUCUCAGCUUUCUAAAGCUAAAUCAGAAUUUUCCAAAAUUGACUCAAAGUACAAGGAGCUCGUAGAGAAGGAGAAGAUGCAGGGUUGUAAGGUAGUUGAAAAAGAGAAAGCCAUAGAAGCACUGAACAGCGAGGUCACCAAGCAAAAGGAGGAGAUUGAGAAGUACUCAAAACUCAUGGCCAUGUUUCACAAUCUUAGUACUACUAAGAUUGUGAAAUAGUAGCGGCCAGAUCCCACAGAGGUAACUAUGGUUACAGCCGAUCUGCAGUGGUUACUAUGGUUACAGCCGAUCUGCAGUGGUUACUAUGGUAACAGCUGGCCUGCAGUGGUUACUAUGGUAACAGCCGGUCUGCAGUGGUUACUAUGGUUACAGCCGGUCUGCAGAGGUAACUAUGGUUACAGCCGAUCUGCAGUGGUUACUAUGGUUACAGCCGAUCUGCAGUGGUUACUAUGGUUACAGCUGGCCUGCAGUGGUUACUAUGGUUACAGCCGGUCUGCAGUGGUUACUAUGGUUACAGCCGAUCUGCAGUGGUUACUAUGGUUACAGCCGAUCUGCAGUGGUUACUAUGGUUACAGCUGGCCUGCAGUGGUUACUAUGGUUACAGCCGGUCUGCAGAGGUAACUAUGGUUACAGCCGGUCUGCAGUGGUUACUAUGAUAACUGUUUAGACGUAAACAAACCCUGUUUUACAAACGGUGUUAAUUUCGUAAAAGCGCUUUAAAAUAACUUUACUUGUAACUUGUACAGUUUUACAAAAGUAUUGUACCAAUUCUCUAUAUUAAUAGAUUUUAGCUGAUAUUUUUUCAAAGACUGAAAAUUCUUUCAUUACUGAAAUAGUGAAAGUAAAAUGACUAAAAUGUUACUGUUGCUCCUACACGACUAAUGACUUGAUAUUUCUAGAAAUCUUUGUUUUGUUAUUCUGAACUUAUUUGAAAUUGUUCAAACAGUA
This is a messenger RNA of Bolinopsis microptera, 3680 nucleotides long. Its product is annotated as protein CIP2A homolog. The transcript has 21 exons. Bases 396 to 2951 code for a protein of 851 amino acids. Lineage: Eukaryota; Metazoa; Ctenophora; Tentaculata; Lobata; Bolinopsidae. The record is from RefSeq and is a predicted model, not a curated record.